AUGGAAACCAGCUCCUGCAUGAUUGAACUCUACAAGCCUCCAGGUUCUCUAUCUGUCGGGAUGUCCUGUGACAUGCAGGCUGUUUUCCAACCUAUGAUCAACGAGGACCUGGAAGGAGACCUCCAUUUUUCCUCGGCAGCGGGUCCCUUCUCUGUGCCUGUCAGGUGCACCAUAAAGAAAUGUGAACUGGAGGUUGACAGUCAGUUAGUUGACUUCGGUUCACACGUGGUGGGCCAGACUAUUUCACGGACUAUCACCUUGUCCAACAAGGGAGCUCUGGCCACCCUCUUCAGCCUGGACACCACCACAUGGCCCAGUCCAGAAUCUCACCAUGUCCAGAUGCCAUCUCCGGUCUCCGCCCACACAUGCCAGGAGACAAGCAGUCAAAACACAACAUGUGGCAGUCAAAAGAGCUCCGGAGAAAUCCGAACAAAGCAAGAGAGACAGAAGCUCUGUGAGGCAGCACAGCAAGAGAAGCCAGGUGAAGUGUCAGAGGGUUCAGCUGUCGGUCCGGAAGCUCUUCCUGAGGCGUGUGUGUCCACUGAUGCAGAACUCAAUCUAGACGAAGACACCAGUGAUAUAAGUCUAGGAAAUGUUAGAGAGGGGGAGAUUGGAACUUUUGAAAGCAUCAAACUAGAGGUUGUUUUCGCUCCAACAGUUCCAGGAGAGGCCAAACUAGAUUUCCACAUCAAGUUCUCCAACCAAUCCAGCAAACCAAUACCUAUUCACGUGAGGGGGACUGCAGUCAGCAUCCCUGUAUGGGUGGUUCGGCCCACUGUUGAUCUGAAGAUCUGCAUGUUCGACCGCCUCUAUCAAGACACUGUCGCGGUCCACAGCAGAGCCAGCACUGCGUUGAAGGUGACUUUUGACGUGUGCCCGGAAAUGAGGAAACACAUGAAGCUCUUACCAAAGACCGGCUUCAUCCAGGCUCAAUCAAGUUUUAAUGCCCAGCUGAAGUUCCUGCCGAGACUUUCCUUGUCCAAAGAUGCCACGAAGUACUUUGACAGUGAUACAGGAGUCCUGGAGGUUCCAAUGACAGUGCAAGUAGCAGGCCAGGUGCAGCCUGUCCAUUUCACGGUGCAGGCAGUGGUGACUUGCACAGACCUGCAGUUCGAGCCCACUGAGGUGGACUUUGGCUACUGUUCCGUUUUCCAUUCGGUCAGGAGCCGCGUCCGCCUCUCCAACCUGUCCCUGCUGCCACAGGAGUUUGGCUUCCUGGGAGUUCCAGAGUUUAUUGAGGUCCAGCCCAAUGAUGGCUUUGGUACUCUGCUCCCACAAGAAACCCUGGACCUUGAUCUGAUUUUCAGUGCCAACGAAGCCAGAGAGUACAACUUCCAGCUCACCUGCAAGACUGAAAUUAACAGAGAUUUCCUGCUGUCUUGCCGAGCAGUGGGUGUCCGCCCUCCCCUUGAGCUCUCCCAUUCUCUGAUCCAGUUUAGAGCCACGGCGUUAUGUGGCAACUCCCAAGCCAUAAUUUACCUCACAAACCCUCAGGCCAACCGUAACCAGUCCAAACAACCAGUAACGCCAGUGGUCAAGGACGUCACGACUCCUGAAGGACCCAGGCUGUUCUCCUUCACCCUACCCAAGGACUCGGACAUCAGCAUCACACCUUCAGUAGGACGCCUGCUCCCCGGACAGAGAUGCAAGGUUCAGGUGACAUUCAGACCCAGAAUGUUGGAGCAAGAGAUCACAGAAGAGGCGCAGCGUGUUGUCCAGCGAGCCAAGGUGCUCCGCGAGAAGGAGCUGGCGAUGAAGAGACUCUCUGAACAGGAGACCAAAAAGGAGAUCCCAGUGGAACCCGUCAAAGGAAAAAAAUCACCUGCAAGUCUAAAGCACAGCAAGAUGCCAGAUGAGCCAAAGAAAGACCAACAAUCAGAAUCACCAUAUCCUGUCGACAUACAGCCAGGGUCAGAGCAGUAUGAGCAGGCCAGGGCUUCUCUGCUGGGCUCCGUAACUCAGCGCUGGAGCGACUUCAUCGUUCCCUGCUUCAUAUCAGAUGGAGACCCUCCUGACGAUGACAGACAGGCCCCACCGACAUGGAGUGCCUUCAACACGCUCUACUUGAAGCUGCAGUGUCCUGCUGUCAAGCCCUCUCUAUUGGUGAUUUCCAGCAACGGACACUCCAUCAUAGACUUCCAUCAGGUGGCAGUGGGACAGAGGGUGUUUAAGAAGUUCACAGUUCAGAACAUUUCCAAUGAACCUCUGGAUCUGAGGACGUCACUGCUGGACAUACAUGGUCCGAUUUCUCUCCUCAAUGCUCUCAGAUGCAUUGGACCAGGAGGAAAACACACUCUGUUGUUUGCCUUCAGUCCAGAUCAGGAGAAAACGUACUGUGAGACUCUGGACAUCUGUGACCAUAGAAUGAGCCUGGAGGUGACGCUGCGUGGGGAGGGCGUGGUCCCCGAUGUCACCUCGUCCCACCCUGGAGGUCUUUUCGACUUCGGCUGUGUGUUGGAGAAGGAGAGCACCUCACAGGUGGUAAAGUUGCAGAACAACUCUGCGGUGGAGGUGGGUUUCAGGGCGCUGCUUGCCAGUCUGUCUCCCCCCAGGCCUCAGAGUGCCGCUGAAAUUGUCGAUGUCAUGCUGGGUGACUACACAGACUCUGAGGUCCGGCCCAUUGUGGGAACCCAGAACUACAGUGGGCGGAGUGUGUUUAGUGCAGGUCCAGUAAAGGGCAGCAUUGCUCCAGGACAGAGCCAGGACAUCACCGUCACCUUCCAGCCUGACCACCAGUCUGUCAAAUAUUCUGACAAACUCACCAUACAGCUCAUGAAUAAGAGUGAAGUGUGUGUGAUGGAUCUGACGGGGGCCGCCUCCUCACACAACAUGUAUCUACACGGAGGAGACGUCCUGAACGUGCCCUUCGAACCCCUCCUCCUUCCACUGAUACCCAGUCAAGCUCAGCCCACAGAAGACUCAGAGGGGAGGUCAGAACCCCGCAUCACGGUGCUGGUGACCCUACGGGCACGCUGCAGCGGGGGGGCCAUCACGCCUGCAGUCAGGGAGCUGCAGGUGGGCUGCAUCCGCUCCAGUAAGAAGAGUGGUGAGUUUUACCUGGAUAAUGUGGCGUCCCUUCAGCAACAGGGCUUCAGUAUAGAGCCCAGCAAAGGCACAGUGGAGGCAGGCCACACACGCACCAUCAGGGUCACAUGGAUCCCUCACAGUGGACACAAGCCCUAUGAGGUGGUGCAGACAUGUGUGCCUCUUACUGUUAGGGAUGAGAAGCAUGUUUACAGAGUCACCUUGAUGGCUUCGGUCUCCCACACUGCUGACUGACCUCUGCUGUACCUGGAUGACGGCCACUGGGGAGAUCUGGUCACACACACACACUGAAACUAUACACAGAUAUGCCAUAUACUGUAUAUUCAGUACGUGCAUGAAUUCCCUGUUU
Hippoglossus stenolepis (Pacific halibut) is the source of this 3394-nucleotide messenger RNA. RefSeq names its product cilia and flagella associated protein 74 (gene cfap74). NCBI's taxonomy places the organism in Eukaryota, Metazoa, Chordata, Actinopteri, Pleuronectiformes, Pleuronectidae. The record is from RefSeq and is a predicted model, not a curated record.